Molecule: messenger RNA, 1158 nt
Organism: Molossus molossus (Pallas's mastiff bat)
Lineage: Eukaryota; Metazoa; Chordata; Mammalia; Chiroptera; Molossidae
Gene: PRSS47
Product: serine protease 47
Exons: 5
Coding region: 1-1158 (385 amino acids)
Biological process (GO): proteolysis
Molecular function (GO): serine-type endopeptidase activity
Source: RefSeq, a predicted model, not a curated record
AUGGAAGCCGAGGUGUGGACCCUCCGAGGCCGAGGUCGGCCACUGGCCCUGCUCUGGCUGCUGCUACUCCUGCCCUUGGCUGCCCUGGGUCUGCGAGGGUCCCCGUCUGCGGCCACUCCUGCUUCGGCUUCAGGAGACACAGUGGAGGGCGAUGUCCCCACCCCCACUGUGCAGCGGUUGGCCCCAGGAUCCCUAGGUACGGCGCACUGCGUGGUGUGGGGUUUCUCUACAGUGUGUGGGAGGCCCAAGGUGAUGGGGAAGAUCUAUGGUGGCCAGGACGUGGUGGCUGGCCAAUGGCCAUGGCAGGCCAGCCUGAUGUACCAAAAAUCACACAUCUGUGGAGCUGCCCUCAUCGACUCCUUCUGGCUGGUUUCCACUGCCCACUGUUUUAUCAAUAGAUCCCAUGCCCCAGAGAACUACGAGAUUCUGUUGGGAAGCACCCAGCUGUACCAACACACCCAGCAUGCCCAGAUGAUGUCUGUGAACAGGAUUAUCAUGCACCCAGACUUUGAGAAGUUCCACCCCUUCGGGAAUGAUAUAGUCAUGUUGCAGUUGCACCUGCCUGUGAACUUCACCUCCUACAUCAGUCCUGCCUGUCUCCCAACCCCUGGAAUGCAGCUGCCCAUCUACUCGUCCUGCUGGAUAACCGGCUGGGGAAUGCUCAACGAGGACACGCCCCUGCCCCCACCCUUCCGCCUGCAGGAGGGCAAGGUGAGUCUCGUGGAGAACAAGCUCUGUAACAUGUUAUAUGAGCAAAGACUCAGCAAAGACAAGAACUACUCUGUGUACGAGGAGAUGCUGUGUGCCGGGAACUUCUUGACAGGAAAGGCCAUCUGCCAAGGCGAUUCUGGGAGCCCCCUCGUCUGUGACCUCUUCAAUACCUGGGUUCUGGUGGGGCUGGCCAGCUGGGGCGUGGACUGCCGGCACCCCAUUUACCCCAGUGUGUUCACCAAUGUCACCUACUUCACCGACUGGAUCAGUAAGAUCCAGAGGCUCACGCCUCCUCCUGAGCCCACAGAUGUUCCUCCUCAGACCCCAUUUCCAAACGGGCUUCUGCGGGCUGUGGGCUCUCCAGGGCCCCACGCGGCCCUCAUGCCCCCACGGACCUGGCUCCCCCUGCUGUCUGUGCUCAGGGCCUGGCAGCAGGCCCUGCAGUGA